AACCAUUGGGUCCAGUAAUGAGAGUGUGUGGUCUGUUUGACGUGUAUUAAUAUUUUACUAAAAUCACGGUUCAAUCUUGAGAGUAUCUACAAUUAUUGCCAUGAGUUUGGUGCGCUUUUUCCAGAUUAUUUCUUUGGUGCUAACUUCACACAUGGUCUCGGUAUUCGCGGCCGAGUUUAUUGGGAAUCACGGAUCCCUGAAAGUAGAAAACGACAUUGAGAGAAAUAUAUGCCACGACAUUAAAGGAUCGCCUUGGCCGGAAGAAAUUGAGAAGGCAAACGAAUAUUGCAAAAACGUCGCAAGGCGCUUCCUUUCUCAUCCGAUAAGCAAGCGUAUUCCCCGCCCAAGCUUCUACUUCGUGGAGUGCUCUCCACCACUUGACUCAGGGAUGAUGGAGCACAAGUGCACAUUCGGGUCUUACACAUGGCGACACAAAGACAAAAAACGUCCUGCCGUCAUCCGAAAGGAUCUCAAAGAGUAUGUCACAGAUCCUAUCUUUUGGAGUCAUCGCGGAUUUAUUUCCGGCGACGGGGAUAUAUCAACAUUGGUGACUCAAGCAGAUUUAGAGGUACAGGAGAAGAUACAAAUGGGGAAACGGUGGAGUAACGUUGCAAUGUACGCCACGAUUGGAUACCGAGACGCAAUGGAGGACCGAUUUAUGGUCUACGAAAACGCCGCCGGCACUCAGGCAUCGUUCUACGCGGUUUUCGAUGGACAUUACGGCGAGGACGCUGUACGCUAUGCGAGAGACGUAUUGAUGAAAAUUAUAAUCAAUGAAAUAGCAGCUGUGCGGAGAUCUAUAGACCUGAAACAGGCAUCUAGGUCCAGGAAUGGAUCCAAGUCUCGGUUUCGGUUUAAAGUCCCUUUAAGGAAAACUCGAACCAGAAGUUCAAAAAGAAGAAAUUCUUUCCCGCCCAAGGUUAAGACUGAAAGUAAGUGUAAAACAAAAUCAUUUAUAUGA
Molecule: messenger RNA, 961 nt
Organism: Bemisia tabaci
Lineage: Eukaryota; Metazoa; Arthropoda; Insecta; Hemiptera; Aleyrodidae
Source: RefSeq, a predicted model, not a curated record